Vicia faba (fava bean) is the source of this 480-nucleotide messenger RNA. The record is from the annotation of a GenBank genome assembly. NCBI's taxonomy places the organism in Eukaryota, Viridiplantae, Streptophyta, Magnoliopsida, Fabales, Fabaceae.
AUGACAACUCAAAGUAACAAGAAACGAAUUGACUAUACCUUUGAGGUUGGAGAUCUAAUGUUACUUCCACUUCAACCAUACGGGCAAGUGACAGUGAACCGACGCGUGUCUCAGAAGCUCUCACAGUAUUUUGGACCCUUCAAGGUGCGCCGCCGGAUCGGAGCCAUCUCCUACGACUUGGAGCUACCACCGGAAUCCAAGAUCCAUUCAGUUAUUCACGUUUCUAAACUGAAGGCUUUUCAUGGUGACCACGACUCUACUCAGAUUCUACCUUCUACUACCGAUCUUGCAGCUUUAAGGGAUUUAGAACACCAUUCCUCUGAUUCGGAGGACAUUGAAGCAAUAGAUGAAGGCAGUUUUGAAGACAAAGAGGGAGAGAAGAAGACGUUUGUGGGAAAGGAACGGAGUGAAAGUGAAGUGAUAAAUGAGUUCCAAGAUUUACAUGUUCCCUCAAGUACUGAUCAUGUUGGGAAAAGUUAA